Achroia grisella is the source of this 1026-nucleotide messenger RNA. RefSeq names its product sodium/potassium-transporting ATPase subunit beta-1-like. The record is from RefSeq and is a predicted model, not a curated record. Gene Ontology annotation, biological process: sodium ion export across plasma membrane; potassium ion import across plasma membrane; intracellular sodium ion homeostasis. Lineage: Eukaryota; Metazoa; Arthropoda; Insecta; Lepidoptera; Pyralidae. Gene Ontology annotation, cellular component: sodium:potassium-exchanging ATPase complex. Gene Ontology annotation, molecular function: ATPase activator activity. The transcript has a single exon.
AAUAUGGCCCCGAAGCCAAAAGAGAAGAAACGACCUGAAAUGGGAAAAGAUUAUUCACUUCCAAAAGUAGGUAUUAGAGAACUAGCUGCUAUGCAAGGGGCUACAACUUCCAGAGAACCCGCUCUUCCUAUUUCAGCGGAAGCGACUGCUAGGGUACCGAGAAAGAAAAGAUGUUGGAAGUACCUUUAUGAUAGAGAAAACAAAACAUUUUGUGAAAGAACAUGUAAAAGUUGGCUAGCCAUAGUGUCUUAUUCUAUUAUGUAUAUUCUAUUCUUGAGCACAUAUACUUUAAUAUUUCUUUUUGGAAGUCUAACAGCUCUAAAAUAUACUACUGAUUACCAUGUUAUCGAUAAAGCAGAACUUCUGACUUAUUCCGAAAAUGGCAUAGGACUAUCGGCGACUCCCGCAUCAGAGAAUAGUGUUCCUUUAAUUUGGUAUAGAAGCGGAAAGACGGAAGAUUACAAAAAGUAUAUUAGUGCUCUUGAUAGACUGCUACAGAAGAAUCGUAGAAAAAGAGAAGUUAAUAAUACAGAUUUGGGACCUUGUGCAUAUACCCCAUAUGGUUUUGGUGAUAAACCUUGCAUUAUAAUAAAGAUAAAUAAACAAUUGAAAUGGAAAGGAAGGCCUUUAGAAGUAGAUUCGCCUCAAGCAAGUAAUGCUCCAGCUGAAGUAAAGGAAUGGUUGAAGACGGAUAAUAAGAAGUUAUGGCUGCACUGCAGCGGUUAUCACUCGUACGAUAAAGAACAUGUUGGUUUUAUAAAAUAUUACCCAGAUCCACCGGGGUUUGACCCAGAUAUAUUUCCCUUAGAGAUGCAAAGCAAUUCUCCACUAGUUGCUAUGCAAAUAUCUAAUUUUACAGUGGGUAUUUCGUUGGCAAUUCAAUGCAAGCUUUGGUAUGACAAAGGACCGUCUUCUAUCGAAUUUGUAUUGUAUGUAGCUCCUGAUGUAAGGAUAGAAAUUUCCUCGUAAUAUAAUCUGAAUUUGCAAAGUAGUAUGCAUAAUAAUAUAGUGAUUAAAUAUGCGUGA